This is a messenger RNA of Balaenoptera musculus (blue whale), 2350 nucleotides long. RefSeq names its product ubiquitin associated protein 1 like (gene UBAP1L). Gene Ontology annotation, molecular function: ubiquitin binding. Gene Ontology annotation, biological process: ubiquitin-dependent protein catabolic process via the multivesicular body sorting pathway. Gene Ontology annotation, cellular component: ESCRT I complex. Bases 364 to 1542 code for a protein of 392 amino acids. NCBI's taxonomy places the organism in Eukaryota, Metazoa, Chordata, Mammalia, Artiodactyla, Balaenopteridae. The record is from RefSeq and is a predicted model, not a curated record. The transcript has 6 exons.
UAAAUUACCUUACUAUUCUUUUGGAUUUUCUACAUAUAAAUAUGUCAUCUAGAAAUAAUGAUGGGUUUGUUUCUUUCCAAUCCUUAUACUUUUGUUUUAUUUUUCCCUCUCUUUUUGCACAGGCUAGUACCUCCAGUGCAGUGUUGAACAGAAGAGAUGAUGGAGACAUCUUUGUCUCAUUUCCAAUCUUGGGGGCAGCACGGGCCUUUCCCUUCCUGGCUCUGUGGGGCUCGGCUAAGUCACCACAUAGGAGAGCAGUGAGCCAUUUGAGACCUGAGCCUGGUCCUCAGGAAUUCACUCUCUCCCUGCCAGCAGGAGGCCUGCCCCAGCCCUGCUCAGCCAUCUCCACAUUCCUCUGACAGAAUGAAUGCCCUGGAUGGUGUCCCCUUCAAGGUGCCCAAGGGCUUUGUGAUAGGCACGGAGCCCCUCCCUGGGCCAGAGCUCAGUGUCCCAGACUGCAGGGAGCUUCUGCUGGGUUCUAUGCACGACUUCAGCCUGGAGAGGAGGGUACUCUUCUGGGUGGAGGUUGUAGUCCGGGAACCCUGCCUGGUCCAAUGCGAUGCCCCGGGGGCAGCUUCAGCUCCUCCCGCCUGGCUCUUGCUGGUCAGCCCUGAGCAAGGGCUGGAGCCCAUGCCUGCCGCAGCCGAAGGUCCUGAGGCCAGACCGCAGGAGCAUCCUGAGGAGGAAGAGGUGGAGGAGGAGGACCAGGAUGAGGAGGAAGCCUCCUCUGCCAUGGAGGAAGAGCCGGAUCCCUGCAGCCGCCAGCCCAGCUCCUCGGCGAGCCCCAGCCUGGGCCAACACCGGUGCUCGCUGGACGUGCUGCGCGGCGUGAGGUCGGAGCUGGCCGGGGCGCGGCAGCGGCUCUCUGAGUGCAGGCUGGUCGCCCGCCCCCGCAGUCUCCUGCACCGCAUCCGCCACCGAGCUCUGAGCCUCUGCCCCGGCCCCGCGUCACCCCUGGGCCCGGCACUCCAGCUCCCCAGCGCCCCCGCGCCGCCCCCGGGCCCCGAGCCAUCGCUCCCCAGCACCCCGGCGCUGCCCUCUCGGCCCUCCACGGCUGGCGCCGUGCCCCCGCUGCGGAGCCACAGGCCCGCGGUUGCGUCCCUCAGCCUGUAUACCUGCCUGCCACCUCCUGGGCAGGUGCCCCAGCCUCUCGCCACCCACAGAUUGCACCCUGAUUCUGCUGACUUGCUGUCCGCCCUGAGCCAGGAGGAGCAAGACCUCAUCAGGCCAGUGGUCGCCCUGGGGUAUCCCUUGCACAGGGCCAUCAUGGCUCUACAGAAGACUGGGCGGCAGAGCCUCAGCCAGUUUCUCAGCUACCUUAGCGCCUGUGACCGGCUAUUGCGACAGGGCUACGAGGAGGGCCUGGUGGAUGAGGCCAUGGAGAUGUUCCAGUUCUCCGAGAGCCAGGCAGGGGAGUUCCUGCGCCUCUCGGAGCAGUUCAGCGACAUGGGCUUCCAGCAGGACCGGAUCAAGGAGGUGCUGCUGGUCCACGGCAACCGCCGUGAGCAAGCCCUGGAGGAGCUGGUAGCCUGCGCCCAGUGACGCUGGGCGCAUCUCGCGGUGCCCACGCAUCCCUGGCAGUCCAUCCUGACUCUAUUAUGAAAACCACAUAAGAAUAACAAAUUGAGGCAUACUCAUUGUAAAAAUGCAAAUGAUGCCAAGGGUGGGAAUAAAUACUGUAAAGGUGGCAAAACUUUACCCAUCUUAGGACUUCAACUGGGGCUCUUUAACAAAAUGAUAGAUUAACAAGAGAAAAAUAAAAGUUUAUUAAUGCAUGCGGCACACAUCAUGCCUGAGAAACUUCAAUGAAAAGUAACUCAAAAUAGCAGUUUAGAACUCUGGCUUAUAUAGCAUCUUCAACAAAGAACAAUACAUUUGUAGAGAAAUGACAGGACAAAGGAAAAAACAGUUUUAGGCUUCCAAGGAUGGCAAACUGUGGGAAGGUAAAUAUAUGGGAGGGAACUAAUGGAGUAAGGUUUGUUUGUAGGUUCCCCUGGUACACUUCUGGGCUGACAAGAAUCUGUCUCCAGAAAAGGAGAAUUUAUAUCCUGCCUUUAAGCAGAAAAGAGGGGAAGGGUAGAGAGAGCUUUUCCUGCAUUUGCUGCUUCUUAAUUGCCUUCAGCUCAAAAUAAUUAUGUCGAAGAGGCAUAUUUUGGGGUGACAGUCUGGUUUCCUUCAAUACCAAAAGAAUCAGCUAAAAGAGUUGAAAGUGGUUCCUUGUGGGGAGGGGCAGAUGGAGUUGCAUAGGCGAGGAACUAUGUGUUUUCGUAUAAGCUGUGUAAAAUGACCUAUAUUUGAUUCUUUAAACUAUGGGCAUUAGUAACUUUGAGUUUAAGAAAAUUAAAACAAA